CACCAUGGCGCUGAGCGACACCAUCCUGCCCUCCUUCGCCACCUUCGCCAGCCCCUGCCGCGAGAAAGCCCUCCACGAAAGGUGGAAGUGCGACCAGGAGGCCAAGACCCCUGCCGGCACCUGGGGCGGCCUCUCCCCUCGCAAAGAGGAUGAGGAUCUCAACAACGUGCUGGAUUUUAUCCUUUCCAUGGGCAGCGACGGCUACGGCCAGGGCGCAGCUGGUGGGGAUUAUCCCCCUGCCCAAGGGGAGAGCGGUGGCUUUUACCAGACAAACCCGUCCCCGGGAUGCUACAGUGCCCUGGAGCAGGGCAGCCCCCCACCCUACAACGCCGGCAUCGUGCCGGAGAUGAUCCGCUCCGAGAUGGACUCCAACUACUGCCCUCCCGGCAAUGUCCAUGGGCGGUUCUUCGUGACACCCAGCUUCGGGGGCCCGCAGUUCGUUGAGAACAUUAAGCCCGAGCCCGACAUGGACAAUUAUGGACCGGUCCUGGGUCUGGUGCCCCAGGCUUGCCCGAAGAUCAAGCAGGAGGGCAACGCGACCUGCAUGAUGGCCUACGAGCAGCCGCGGGUGGCCAGCUCCCCCCAGAUCCCGGGGGCAGAGACGCCCCCACUGAGCCCCGACGAUCUCAUGGUGAAUGACUGCCACACGCAGAUGAUGUGCCCCUCGUCCGUGUCCUUCCAGCAAAGCUACCACCCGGCCUCCGGCUUCCACCACCCGCAGACCCAUCUCCAGUACCAGAACACCUCCCAGUUUGGCCUUUUCGAGGACAGCCUGCCCUUACAACCCUCCGCUCCCAGAGGCAUGCUCACCCCUCCUUCCUCCCCUCUGGAGCUGCUGGACUCCAAACCAAAAAGAGGACGCCGGUCUUGGCCACGGAAGAGGACGGCCACUCACACGUGCACCUAUGCGGGCUGCGGGAAGACCUACACCAAGAGUUCGCACCUGAAGGCCCACCUCAGGACGCACACAGGUGAAAAGCCCUACCACUGCAACUGGGAAGGCUGCGGCUGGAAGUUCGCUCGCUCCGACGAACUCACCCGUCACUAUCGCAAGCACACCGGCCACCGGCCCUUCCAGUGCCACCUCUGCGACAGGGCGUUCUCCAGGUCAGACCACCUGGCGUUGCACAUGAAACGGCACAUGUAGCCUUAGGGACUCUGACCUGCAAACAGUGGACUUUAUUUAACUGCUCAGGUGCAGAAGCGUUAAAAACUUGUAGCUGGUACUACGUAGGGAGGCACUGACGCUC
This is a messenger RNA of Nipponia nippon (crested ibis), 1250 nucleotides long. RefSeq names its product KLF transcription factor 2 (gene KLF2). Gene Ontology annotation, biological process: regulation of transcription by RNA polymerase II. Lineage: Eukaryota; Metazoa; Chordata; Aves; Pelecaniformes; Threskiornithidae. The record is from RefSeq and is a predicted model, not a curated record. Gene Ontology annotation, molecular function: DNA-binding transcription factor activity, RNA polymerase II-specific; RNA polymerase II cis-regulatory region sequence-specific DNA binding.